Molecule: messenger RNA, 5153 nt
Organism: Scleropages formosus (Asian bonytongue)
Lineage: Eukaryota; Metazoa; Chordata; Actinopteri; Osteoglossiformes; Osteoglossidae
Product: LIM domain only protein 7-like
Exons: 23
Coding region: 487-3993 (1168 amino acids)
Biological process (GO): regulation of cell adhesion; regulation of signaling
Molecular function (GO): protein binding
Source: RefSeq, a predicted model, not a curated record
GGCUGCGAAGAAUCCCAGGCGGCAUUUGCUACAAACCUUCUGAGUGAAGACUCCAUGGCGGUUAACAGGGCGUGUUAGCUGUGCAACAUUAACAUAACAUUGUAGAAACACCGGGACUGAAGGAGGCUCGGCGCUGUCAUCCAGGUGAUCCGCACCAUCUGGCCCCAGAAACCACUGACAGGUUUUAAUAACCACAUACUGACUGGGUGAGGAAAUUGUCUCCUUCUAUGAUGGACUUAACCAAAACCUGAGGACUUUCACGGAAUAACUGGGCAUCUAAGGAGACUCGGACAGUCUGAGUGUGCGUCAACCACCGAAGGGUUUGGAGACAACUCGUGCCAAGGGAAAGGGGAACGGUUCUCAGCAAAGUCCAGGAUUUGUUCAUUUAACCUCUUCAGCAUCGAGAACACUCAGAUUUUCUUCUGACGCUAAAAGGCACAAAGGGAGGCUCUGUUAGUGACAUAGGGCCUAGAGCCAGAUAUUAAAAUGACAGAGAACAAGGAGUACCGCCGCUCACAGGUGAUUGAACCCAAGACCAUCACCCAGUUCAACCAGUUCCUUCCCACCAAGGACAAGCCGUUAGGCUACGUCCCAGCACCGCUGCGCAAAAAGCGGGGCGAGCAUAAUGAUGACAACCGCAGGAGCUGGGGCAGCAUCUUGGAUGAGGAAAAUGAAACCCCCUUCAGCAGGAGCAAGUCCAUGAGUGACAUCAUCGUGGACAACCCAAUCCAGCGGCACGUGCGCUACGAGGAGCUGCAGAAGAUGCGAAACCAGCUCAGGGACAACGAGGACCAAUGGCAGGACGAUCUGAGCAAAUGGAAGAGUCGACGCAGGAGUGUCAACUCAGAUAUCAUGAAGAAGAAGGAGGAGCGUGAGCAGAUCGAGAUGAUCACCGGCGGGGGUAGCACCAGGAGGUCCAAGACCUUCAAAGAGAUGCAAGAGGACAGGGAGAACAGAAAACAGGGGAAUGAUGGCAGCGUGUUCCUCUCCACGGAGGAGGAUAUCGUCCCUAAUCCUAAGCCCCAACCCCGGACUCGCCUGGGCCGCAGCUUCACUGUGGACGCUUCCUACAGUUCCACAGACAAACCCAUGACCCGUUUGGUGUCCAACGUGCAGGAGGAGCAACACCACAGUGCAGACACCUUCAAAGUUUCCAUCAGAAGUUCAUCCACUCCUACUAUUCAGAAGGAGAACAAGAGCAUCAAUCCAACCCCGUUAAAGAGGUCUACACCUCUAGUGUUGUCAAAUGACAGGGACGAGAGGAGCCGCGCUGCGACAUUGCCGUCGGACACCUCGCCAUCCCCUUCUCCACCCGCUGCUCGGGUCAUCACCGCUCAGAAAGUUUCCACCAGCCCCAGGAUCACCAAAAGGACCAGCUAUGUUCCUGCUGACCUUGAGGAACAAACAGACUUCAGCAAGUACGAGAGGUCUUCGGUGCGCACAACUGCGAAAGCCUCAGAGUGGAAACCUUCUGUUGUCAAACAGGAGGAGGCGCAGAGCUAUUUGCGUAAAAACAACUCAGCAGAUGUGAGAAGAAGUGCGACGCAGGUUUCAGCCACCCUCCCCGCAGGCUUCCAGAAAUCGGACAGCCUGCGGCUCACUUCCGUGGUCACCCCGAGGCCCUUCGGGAGCCAGCCAUCCAGGACUGCCUCCUUGCCCAGAAAAUACACUGUGGACAAUUUGCCCAAACUUAACAACGGUGAUACCGCUGCCUCCCCAAAGUCAUCUGUGCCCAGCCGCUACAGUCAGUACAUAACACCUGAGGAUGAGAGCCACUCCCAUUCUGGAUCUGAAGAGAGUGGUAGUGAGGACGAGGAGGAAGAAGAGGAGGUAGAGGUGGACAAGGGCCAUGUGUCAGACAUGCGUCACACCAAGCCCUUGUCCCCACUCACUGCUGCAUCACAAAAUGGCACGGCACAGGAGCACUACAGCGACAUGAGAAUCAACCUAAAUCUGAGACCAAACAGCCGCCGGGACUUUGGCUUCCAGACUAACUGGGAUUCUACAGGAGCACGUAUCAAAUCCAUUGAGCCCGGCAGCCCUGCGGAGAUUUGUCACCUGCAGGUGGGUGAUGAGAUCUUGGCCGUGAAUGGCAACCACGUGUCUGACAUGAGCUACAGCAAGUGGAAGGACAGUAUGGACGCUGCACUGCGAGAGGGAGCCCUGGAGAUGGAUGUGCGCCGGCACGGGAAGAACAACUGGGGCAGAGACCUACCUUCCCUACCGUAUACCAGCCACAAAACCAUCAAUUUGACCAGUGUGGAUCCAACACUUAUAGGUCCUUCAGAAAAGUACAGCCGCAUUCUCCAGACAUCCCCAGAAACUGCUGCCAAAUCUGCCAAGAUCAGCACUCAGCCUGCCAUUGAUCUGGCUUCUAAAGGGAUGAAUGGUGGUUUCCAAGAAGGGUCUGUGAGGACAAGAAAUAAAGAGUUCGAGCCCAUCUCUCUGAAAAACUUUAAAAGGCGAUCAGAGUUUUUUGAAAACCAAGGAGGACCAGAAUCUGCCAUUCCAAAUAUACAGGUUCCUCCGAUCAGCACCUCCUACAAUCGCUCGUCCUGGAACUCUGAGGACGAUCGCCAGCGACAGGAGAAGUGGCAGAAGGAGCAGGAACGCCUACUGCAGGAGAAAUACAAACGUGACCAGGAGAAGCUCAAGGAGGAGUGGCUUCGAGCUCAGGAGGAGGUCACAAAGCAUGAGGAGUUACAGCAGAGGAAGAGGGAGGAGGAGCUACAGCGCCAGGAGGCGGAGCACAAGCGGAGGGAGGAGGAGUUGAGGCAGCAGAGGAAGAGGGAGGAGGAGCUACAACGCCAGGAGGCGGAGCGCAAGCGGAGGGAGGAGGAAUUAAGGCAGCAGAAGCAGAGGGAGGAGGAGCUACAGCGCCAGGAGGCGGAGCGCAAGCGGAGGGAGGAGGAGUUGAGGCAGCAGAGGAAGAGGGAGGAGGAGCUACAGCGCCAGGAGGCGGAGCGCAAGCGGAGGGAGGAGGAGUUGAGGCAGCAGAGGAAGAGGGAGGAGGAGCUACAGCGCCAGGAGGCGGAGCGCAAGCGGAGGGAGGAGGAGUUGAGGCAGCAGAGGAAGAGGGAGGAGGAGCUACAACGCCAGGAGGCGGAGCACAAAAGGAGAGAGGAGGAGUCAAGGCAGCAGAAGCAGAGGGAGGAGGAGCUCCAACGCCAGCAGGCAGAGCGUACAUGGAGGGAGCAGGUGGAGCGUCAGAAAGCCGAGAGGGAACAGCAGUGGUUUGGGGACUCAUAUGGAUUUGCUCGGGGAAUUUCUGCCUCGGACAGGGCAAAAUCCAAAUCCACUCCAGAACUCGAUGACUUUGUUGCACGCAAUGGACGAGCAAACACCAGUGUGGGGGAGCCCCUGUCUCAAGUUGAGCUGGAACGCCAGCAGAUCCUCCAAGGGUUGAGAAAGACCACCCAGCUGCACACAGACAACAGCUGGAUCCGUGAGCACGGCACCAGCAUCGUCCAGAAGGAGCCUGUCAGUCCAAUGGGGUCCAUGAGAAGAGGCGAGUCUCUGGACAACCUUGACACACCCCACUCCUGGAGACAGUCCUGGUCUUCAGGACCCGCCCCCUCAUCCCCCAGUUACAACCGCCCAAGCUCUGCGCUUACAGGCCCCCGUGGUUUCAUGCGCACGGGCUCCUCCAUCCAGCCAGGCUCCCUGAGACAGCCGUCGUCCAGCUCUUUCAGCGCCCCUGCUUCCGAUCCCCAAACAUCCUCACAGCUGCUGAACAGGUCUGUCAGCGGCAGGAAGAUCUGCACAUCCUGUGAGUUGCCCCUGGGCAAGGGAGCGGCCAUGGUCAUCGAGUCUCUGGGGCUCUGUUUUCAUUUGCCUUGUUUUAAGUGCGUUGAAUGCAAGUGUGACCUCGGAGGAUCGCAGUUAGGUGCAGAAGUCCGAAUUCGAAACAAGCAGCUCUACUGCAGCUCCUGCUAUGUUGAACUCAAAAGUGAGAAAGAGCCCUCAUACAACAUACAAUACAGACAUCAUUGACACUAAAAUCAAUAAACUGUAAAUACUACCCUGGGCAAUACUGUAGGUUUCAUUAAAAUGACAGCACUGCGUCACACGGCAAUGUGCUCGCUGAAGUGUAUGAAGUAACAGCGAAAUAGAUACUGCUACUAAAGGUCAUUUUGUAUUUUCGUGAUGUAGGAAGGUCAGGUGAUUUAAAUAGAGUAAUCACAUCCUAAAUGGUUCAUGUAUAUCCUCUUGGGGAAAGGUUGCUUAAGGUGCUUAGGCCAAAAAGGUACAACAUGAACAAUCCAGUUAGGGAUUUCCUUUAGUAAUAAACCAAGAAAAGAACAUGUGUGUUUUGUAACCCAUUAUCAAAGUGUACGUUCAGUACUUUUCUUUCAACAGGUCUAUUGAUCAGAGCGAUCACUGCAAGUGUUGAAAAACACCUUCCUUUUCAUUAGAUCUGCAGAAGAGACCUAUGUUUAGACCAUCUUGUGGUCAGCGUUCUGGUGUAAUGCUGUUUUCCCUCCAUUAGCUGGACAGCCCACCUCCAUGUGACCUGACUUCAUUACAGCGGAGAGGAAAGAAAAGUCCCGCCAAACAUCCAUGGCCACAAUUGUUGUGAACCUUCAGUAAAUGAUAAAGUAUGCUUUGAUUUUGCAAGCAGUGACCCUGCGGUGAAAUUUAUGGCUUUUCAUUUGCAAUAUGGUGAGAUCCAAAGGGAAAUAUUUGUAACUGCAGCACUGAACUUUGAUUGUGCAAAGCGGAAGAGACAUUUAUCGUAUGUACCUCACUGCUAUCUAGGUUUCAGCUGAAACAGUGUGGGAUAAAUGGUUGCAGUGAUGGCAACACGCUGUCGGAUUUCAGACUAGCGUUCUUGGUGGUUGAGGUUUUCACCCUUUGCGGUGCUUUGGUCUGGACUGGGGUGCCUUAAUUUCAGAGUUACCAACUUUGUUGUCACUUAUAGGCCUACUUAUUUGUUAUGUAUCUUUGAAAAGUACUUGUCCUUUGGGAUGGUGAGAGGAUGUAAUGAUGCAUAUUUUCAGUUAUACACAAGAUAUUGAAAACUGACUCCAAUGUGCAUUUAAACGUUUGGUUUCCUUUUUCAUCUACAUCGACCUCUAACUUAAUUACAUAUUAAUUAAACUGGAACUAAACUUGGUUUAUUACUCUUUGUAAAUAAAAUGAUAAAAUCUGAA